AGUUGCUUCAACCUACAUCGAGAUUCCAGAACUCUCUCUCUCUUAUCUCUUAUUAGUCAAACUCCUUCUUUCUUCUUCUCUGACCUCAUUCACAAAAAUUUCAGAAACUCAAACAAAACCCAAAUCCAAAUCCAAAUUCAAAUACCCUUUUUCUUCCUGAAUCCAAAGCAUCCACCUUUUCAACCUUUCUUCAAGUGGGUCAUCAGAGAAUUAGAAAAAGAAGAAGAAAUGUUGCAGCUGUUCUUCACAGUGGCUUUCUCCACAGUUCCUCUGACCCUUUACGUGCCACCGAUCAGAAGCUUGAAUCUGUUUGUGGAAACAAUGGAAUAUGUUUUCAGAGAAUCAAGAAGUUACAGGAACAGGGUUUAUCCUCGGCUACGAGUAGCUUGGUCAAGGAUGUUGGAUUUCAUGCUCUGCAACAACAACAUGAGGUAGAUUUCUCAAAUUUCACGAACUGAAAGAACACAUGUUGUUGUAAAUAUAUUUCUCCUUUUUCUUUUCUUUUCUUUCUCUUGAACCCUUUUUGUGGUUCUUGAUUUUUCUUUUUUUCUUUUGCUUAACAUCAAUUCCCAAUCUGCAAUAAAUCGUGUACGGUGCUAUGAGUUUGUUCUUCAGCACUUUUGACUUUGCCACGGAUUAUUGUUGUAAUGUGUGAGUUGUUUUUUUUUUUUUUCUUCUUUUUCAUUUGAGGUGGUUUAUGUUCAAUUUGAUCACAUCUUGUAACCUUGCAUAGAAAGAAUAAUGGAAUUUUCAGUGUUCAUCGGAUGAUUCA
Messenger RNA from Vigna radiata var. radiata (mung bean), 772 nucleotides. RefSeq lists its product as uncharacterized. The record is from RefSeq and is a predicted model, not a curated record. The coding region runs from base 229 to 435 and encodes 68 amino acids. Lineage: Eukaryota; Viridiplantae; Streptophyta; Magnoliopsida; Fabales; Fabaceae. The transcript has a single exon.